Messenger RNA from Aspergillus calidoustus, 4809 nucleotides. Lineage: Eukaryota; Fungi; Ascomycota; Eurotiomycetes; Eurotiales; Aspergillaceae. The record is from the annotation of a GenBank genome assembly.
AUGGGUCAAGGCUAUUCCCUCACGACCCUUUCGGUGGGCUCGGCGGGGAUCGAUAUCCCGGAGCUAUCAGACCUGACAUAUGAGAAGUCCAUGGGCGGCGGCAGGUUCAUGAAAAGCAUUCGAGCGAGGCAAAAAAAUGGCCUGGUCGUUGUAAAGGUAAUAAUGAAGCCGUAUGCCAGUAUGAAACUGGAGCCAUACGUCAGAGCCAUCAUUCGCGAACGCAAGCUAUUAUCGGAUGUUCCGAACGCACUUGGUUCCCAGCGAAUACUUGAAACGAGUACUGGUGGGUAUCUCGUCCGCCAAUACAUCCACAGUUCGCUGUAUGAUCGGAUGAGUACUCGGCCCUUUCCGGAAAAUAUCGAAAAGAAAUGGAUUGCUUUUCAACUGCUCUGUGCUCUCCGGGAUUGCCACGCGCUGGACGUGUUCCAUGGCGAUAUCAAGACAGAGAAUGUCUUAGUCACCUCCUGGAAUUGGGUGUAUCUCUCUGAUUUCUCCUCUUCGUUCAAACCUACUUUUCUUCCAGAGGACAACCCUGCCGACUUCUCAUUUUACUUUGAUACAUCAGGGCGACGAACCUGCUACCUCGCCCCGGAAAGAUUCCUCGUGGCGGGAGAAGAACCGGGCAGCAGGAACGUGAAUUGGGCUAUGGAUAUAUUCAGCGCUGGCUGUGUUAUUGCAGAGCUAUUCCUAGAAGCGCCUAUCUUCAACCUGAGCCAAAUCUACAAGUAUCGGAAAGGAGAAUACAGUCCCGAACACAGUCAGAUAGCGAAGAUCGAGGAUCCUGAAAUCCGUGCCUUGAUCCUUCACAUGAUCCAGCUUGAUCCGGAAGCAAGAUACUCAGCUGAGGAAUACCUGAACUUUUGGAAGAUCAAGGCAUUCCCCGAAUACUUUUACAGUUUCCUGCACCAGUACAUGUCGCUUAUGACCGACCCAUCCUCCGGGAGAACCCAGGUGGAAGCCGGCUCAGCAAAUCGAGGAGAGGCCGACGACAGGAUAGCGAGGGUAUUCCUUGAUUUCGAUAAAAUAUCCUAUUUUCUAGGCGCAACUCCCAAAGCCGGCAAAGAUGGCUCUGCUUGCACAACAUCUAGGCUUACAAGCGGUACUUUCCCCGUUGAACUGGACUUGCCACGCUACGAAUACCAGAGUUCGAAGGCUCAAGCGCCAGUUGACGAUGGCGUGCUGAUCUUCUUAACCCUCGUCGUCUCUAGUCUCCGCAAUACCUCUAAAUCGUCCGCCCGGAUUAGGGCUUGCGACGUUCUUCUUGCCUUUGCCGAGAGAUUAUCCGACGAGGCCAAGUUGGAUCGCAUUCUCCCGUACAUCAUGGUUCUUCUAAACGACAAGACAGAUGCUGUCAAAAUUGCUGCAAUGCGCGCUCUCGCACGAUUACUAGAGAUGGUCCAGGUUGUGUCACCUCUCAAUGCACACUUGUAUCCGGAAUACCUUUUUCCGAGAAUGCAGCCGUUCAUCUCUAGCUCGAACUCCAGCCCCAGCCCGUCAGUUCGCGCUGCUUAUGCAUCGUGCAUCGCAUCAUUAGCGCUGUCGUCUCUCAGGUUCUUGGAUAUGAUUCAGGCCCUGCGCUCUGAUACGCGCCUAUCUACCCUGAUACCUGCGGGCUCUGAGCCAAGAUGGACUGAAGAUGCUACCUAUCACAAUCUUUACGACGUCGCGAGGCUAGAUCUUCUCGAUUACUUCGAAGCCCAUACGAAGGCACUGCUGACGGACACAGAUGCGUCUGUACGUCGCGCAUUUCUUGGGUCGGUGUCCAGCCUUUGUGCAUUCUUUGGAAAUUUAAAAACCAACGAAGUUAUAUUGAGUCACCUCAAUACAUAUCUAAAUGAUCGAGACUGGAUCCUCAAGUGCGCUUUCUUUGAGGCCGUGGUGGGUGUUGCUGCCUACGUUGGAAGUACGAGUCUGGAACAGUACAUCCUCCCACUGAUGGUGCAGUCGAUGACAGACCCGGAAGAGUUUGUCGUCGAGAGGGUCAUCAGGUCGCUUGCGGCUAUGGCUGAUCUUGGUCUUUUCCAGAGAUCAACCACCUGGGACCUCUUGCAUACCACAGUGCGUUUCCUAAUACAUCCAAACGUCUGGAUCCGAGAGGCAUCUGUCACCUUCGUUGUCAACUCCACGAAAUUUUUGUCCCCGGCUGAUAAGUAUUCUAUCCUUACACCCCUCGUGCGUCCCUUCUUGAAGGUGAAUAUAUUGAACUUUACCGAGGGAGACAUGCUCGAAGCUCUCAAAUCUCCGCUCCCGAAAGCUGUGUAUGAUUUAGCAUUUGUGUGGGUUUCGAAGACGGAGAAGGGCCUCUUUUGGAAAUCCAUCAAUCGAGACGGCGCUUCGGCCCUAGGUGCUAAUGACGGCCUGCUUCCGAAGAGAAGCCAACGAGCUUAUUCUCUGAGCGCCCAGCCUAAGAACGAAGAGGACGAACAAUGGAUUACCAGGUUGCGAAAUAUUGGUAUGGGAACAGAGGACGAGUCCAAGUUUCUCGCUCUUGGGGAGUAUAUCUGGAGAGUCUCAACACGCCAAACAAAAGAUAGUGAGGCCGCCGUGUAUCCCUUGAAUAAUGUCGUCGCCCUGAACGACUAUGGGGUCACACCUCAGACCGUGUUCUUUGAUAAGAAUCAAAACGUCAAGCCACGGAGGAAUUCGCUUGGGAAUAUCCAAACUCACCGGGCGGAAGAUCGCACGACACAUACUAUUACUGACGCAUUACUCGAUGCGUCGACCACAAUUGACAACACUCCAAACUCUCGCCGCCGACAUCCACGCACAAGAAGCAAUGUGCCAAAGGAUAUCGGGGUCGCAGUGGCUACUCCUCGGCAAAAUGCCAUAGACGUGCUCCGUGCCGAAAACUCACCCAGCUCUUCACCGUUGGCAUCAUCGCCGAGUGCAGCUCCAGGAUCUCGACCAAUGUCACCGCCAAGCUCAGAUGCUGAACGCAGAGCACAUGAGAGUAGACAGAGCCCGGGGCAAGAGAGCUCGUCAAACGAGACAGAAACCCUUGGCGUGAAACGAUUGAUGGCUGGAGUCCAGAAGAAGCCAAGCGCUAUAAGUUUACUCAGUCGAAGGGAUACGGCAAAAGCAUUCGCGGAAACGGGCACGAGCUCAGCCAAUGCAUUUGGACGGAUCGGUGCUCCGGCUCAGCAGGAUGCUAUUGAGCCGUCUACCUCGCCCGCUCCCCGAGAAAGAAAGCCACAUGAUUACCCGCUGCAACACCGCGCUAAUCAUUCUUACGCCGGUGAUGACCCUAUGAUUCUCAAACUACUAGACUCUGUUUUCGCAGAGAAUUAUCCAACAGACUUCUUCGAUCUCGGGCCGUAUGUCAAAGAAGUGGAUAAUCGACGGCCAAUCGUGAAGGCAAAUGAUCGCGAUGCCAACAACGUCUGGAAACCGAUAGGAGGCCUAGUUGCCCUAUUCGGUGAGCAUAGCGGCCCUGUAAACCGGGUAGUUGUAGCCCCAGAUCAUUCAUUCUUCGUUACGGGCUCCGACGACGGGACCGUCAAGAUCUGGGACACUACCCGGCUUGAGAAGAACCUCACCCCUCGGUCUCGCCAGACUUACCGCCACUCUUCCGAAGCCAAGGUCAAAGCAUUGACUUUUAUCGAAAAUACGCAUACAUUCGUCAGCGGUGCGACCGAUGGUAGUAUUCACGCGGUCAAGGUUGAUUAUCACAAUUCCAGCGGCACAGUACGGUACGGAAAGCUCCAGUUAGUACGGGAAUAUCAGCUAUCAACGGCCGAUGACGGGACCGUUGAACAUGCCAUUUGGUUAGAGCACUUUCGAGUCGACGCCCAGUCAACGCUGCUCAUCGCGACAACCAUGUGUCGAAUCAUUGCUCUGGACAUGAAGACCAUGCUUCCGCUCUACACACUCCAGAACCCAAUCCAUCACGGAACCCCUACGACAUUCUGCUGCGACCGUAAGCACAACUGGCUCCUUGUUGGUACGACACACGGCAUCCUCAAUCUCUGGGAUCUUAGAUUCCAGGUCCGGCUGAAAGCUUGGGGUCUUCCAGGCUCGGGCCCUAUCCACCGACUACAAGUACAUCCAACCAAGGGCCGUGGACGAUGGGUAUGCGUGUCCGGGAGCGGCAGCCACGGAAACGAAAUCACCGUCUGGGACAUUGAAAAGGUCAAGUGCCGAGAGGUAUAUCGAGCAGACACCCCGGGACCCACCCCUUCCGCCAACGGCGCCUCCGAAACCCACCGACUGAAGCAAGCCCAUCUAAGCACAAAGGAAUACGAAGCCUGGCACGUAGAAGGCGACCGUCCCGAGGGCAUGCUCAGCCGCUUCGCAACAGACGGCCCCUCAUCCGUCGAACAUCCCUCGGGCCCCUCGCCCACAGCCACCCCAUCCGGAAUCUGCACCUUCGCCGUCGGCUUCGACUCGCCGGACGACGGACGAGACAACACCACCCGCUGCGGCUUUAUCAUCUCCGGCGGCUGCGACCGCAAGAUCCGAUUCUGGGACCUCGCGCGCCCAGAGCUUUCAUCUAUCGUCAGCGGGCUCGAUCCCGUCACUGAUGGGGUUGCGACGCCGACACCCCGCUACGAUCUGUCACAGCCCAGUCCGUCUCUCCUCGUGACGACCGAACACCUCCCCAGCGCAGCUGCGACCACCAGCGGCUCAAAGGGUGCGGGGAAGAGAGGUGGUGGGAGCGGCCGGUUACCGCGGAGCACGGUCAUUAGUCUCCAGCAGCAACAGCUCCUGAAAAGCCACUUGGACUUUAUUCAGGAUAUCGCGGUCCUGCGGGUUCCGUAUGGCAUGGUUAUCAGCGUUGAUCGGGCGGGCAUGGUUUAUGUUUUCCAGUAA